ACCGGAUUUGUUUAAAAGGUGUUUGACAACGUGAUUGAUUAUGUUGUUGGUGUUGUCAUGGUAACUAUAAAAUAAACCGUAUCUUUUUGCACCGUCUCAAAUUUUAACACAACACUUGUCCAGAAGCAUAUUUACUCGUAUAUGUACAUCCAUAAAUUUGCUCAUACAUAAUAAAAAAUGAAAUUAUCCUCCUUCGUAUUCGGUGCGAUCCCAUUAAUAAUUCAGUACUAUGCUAAAAAGUAUAUGGAAGAUGAUAAGACCAUAGCGUUACAAGAUUUAGAAAACGACUAUGGAAUCCCACGAAUUAAAAGUUACGACUUUAUCAUUGUUGGAGGUGGAACCGCGGGUUGUGUCGUUGCCGGCCGGCUCUCUGAACGUUUCAACGUUCUUCUUUUGGAAGCCGGGGGGACACCUAUUCCCCCCGCGCACGUGUCGUACUUCACCCGGGAUGUCGCGGUUGCUCCCGAUAUCAAUUAUUUCUAUGAGUCAGUCACCCAAAGGAAUAUGUCCCUUAGAAAUGGCGGCAUUUCCGCCUUUGAAACUGGAAAAAUGCUGGGAGGAUCGGGAUCGCAUAAUGAGAUGAUACAUCAAAGGGGAUCACCUCUCGACUGGGAUGGCUACGCCGCCAUGACGGGAGACGCCACGUGGAGGUAUGAAAAUGUGCUAGAAUUCUGGAAGAAAAGUGAAGAUUUUGUGGGACAGCUCAUCAAUCCGGAGCAAGGAGAUUAUUACGGAGUGGGUGGUCCCUUGACCUUGAACUCGGACAUACCACCCAUUUGGUCCAAGUGGGCCGAGGCAGCGGCUGAGCUAGGGUUUACAGUUGCAGACCCCAAUGCACAACAAAUACCAAGUUUUGCUCCGGUUCAAAUGCUUAUCGGUUCAGGUGCUCGUGUCAGCACUUAUACCGGAUAUAUUAAACCUUACGAAGAAAUCAGGGCGAAUCUUACGGUUAUUCGAUAUGCAAAUGUGGAACAGGUAAAACUUUGGAGUGAAAGGCGAGAAAUUCCGACUUGAUUUUCUUGAUUUGCGGACCAGACAUGGCAAUCGCUACAUGGCAAUCAUUGCAUUGCAAUUUUUACAUUGCAAUCCUUACAACACGUUAUCAUUACAUAGCAUUAUCACUACAUGGCUUUAUUAUUACAUCGCACAUCAUUACAUAGCAUUAUCAUUACAUAGCUUUAUCUUUGCAUAGCAUAUUCCUUUAAAAUUAGUCAGCAAAAUUGUGC
Molecule: messenger RNA, 1226 nt
Organism: Folsomia candida
Lineage: Eukaryota; Metazoa; Arthropoda; Collembola; Entomobryomorpha; Isotomidae
Product: glucose dehydrogenase [FAD, quinone]
Exons: 5
Coding region: 178-1014 (278 amino acids)
Molecular function (GO): oxidoreductase activity, acting on CH-OH group of donors; flavin adenine dinucleotide binding
Source: RefSeq, a predicted model, not a curated record